Molecule: messenger RNA, 1801 nt
Organism: Pristis pectinata (smalltooth sawfish)
Lineage: Eukaryota; Metazoa; Chordata; Chondrichthyes; Rhinopristiformes; Pristidae
Product: GRB2-related adaptor protein 2-like
Exons: 6
Coding region: 565-1722 (385 amino acids)
Molecular function (GO): protein binding
Source: RefSeq, a predicted model, not a curated record
GCUUUUGACAGCGGACGGAAAUUGUGCUGAUUAACAAGGGACAGUCUGCCCUACAUCCAUGCUGUCUUGCCUUGUAUCAUAUUUUAGAGUUUAGAAGGUUAGUGCUUUGUAGAAGUGGGUCCAGGGAACAUUGCUGUGACUGACUCCUCUGAGCUGAAACUCAGCAUUUAGAUUGUGGUUUUCCUGAAGCACAGGAAGAGAUUGAACCCAGUUUUCUUUCUUUCUGUAUCGUCUUUUGACAAAUUGCAGCAGACACCGGGGUCUCGUGUUACUCUUUCGAUCUGUACCCGCUAUCUUGUGGUUUGGGAACACUUAGAUAUGUGAAGAAACCAUCUGGAACCUUUGGUAAACGCAAGUUUGGUCACGUUUGAAAUAGGUCUUUCUGCUACCCCCUUCUUUGUCCCUCCUUCCCCAACGCCACUUCCCUCUGACCCUCUUGCUGUACACAUACACAUCACUAAUACCCUUCGGGAGCUCGUCUAUCAAAGGAUCCUCUUCUCCAUUUAAUGUUUGGAGCCUUUAGGUCUGCUCGAGAUCAGAGAGGCUCCUCCGAGGGUGUCUUGAAUGGAAGCUGUCGCCAAAUAUGAGUUCACCGGGGCAGGAGAGGAUGAGCUGAGCUUCAGGAAAGAUGACAUCCUGAAGGUUCUGAGCACCGAGGAAGACUGGUACAAGGCUGAACUUCAUGGACGUGAGGGAUUUGUGCCGAAGAACUACAUAGAAAUUAACUUUCCCAGCUGGUUCUACGGUGGGAUUGGCCGGAGUGAAGCAGAGAACAUUCUUUUGGAGCAAGAUGUGGGAUUCUUCCUUAUCAGAGCCAGCCAGAGCUCCAAGAAUGAGUUCUCUAUCUCGGUCAGGCACCAGGAAGACGUCCAGCAUUUUAAGGUCCUGCGCGAUGGCAAAGGUCACUAUUUCCUGUGGUCAGAGAAAUUUGAGUCCCUGAACAAGCUGGUGGAAUAUUAUAAAGUCAGCUCAAUCUCCAAAGCAACACAAAUCUACCUGAGGGACGGCAAGAAGGAAGCAAAGGGAGGUUUCGGCAAUCCCGAUGCACGGAUGAUGGGAGCACGAAUGCCCGAACCCCGAAUGCCCGAACCCCGAAUGCCCGAACCCCGAAUGCCUGAACCCCGAAUGCCUGAACCCCGAAUCCCAGACUCCCGAAUGUCAGGUUCCCGAAUGCUAGGUUCCCGAAUGAUGGAUUCCGGAAUGCCGGAUUCCCGAAUGCUGGAAUCACGAAUGAUGGCCCCCCGACUGCCGGAUCCUCGGUCAGAUUGCCGAUUACCAAAUACCCGGGUGCCAGAUUCCCGGAUGUCAAAUUCUCGAAUGCUGGAAUCCCGGAUCCCGGAUUCCCGAAUGCCAGAGCCCCGGCUGGCACCCUCACUGGGCCCCGGCGCACAUUUCAACGAGCCUUCAAUUCGAAGAGGCUGCCACCCUCAGCCAUCGUUCAACGAAGGACCACCACGGUUCAGGCAAUCCUGUAGCCCACAGCCUCCCUUCCAAGAGGGCCCACCAGUAGCCAGGAAGGCCAGUGAUUGCCCACCCAUGCAGAAAAUCAGGCGUGUUCGGGCCAUGUUUGAUUUCACAGCCGAGGCCGAUGAUGAGCUGGAGUUCAAAUGCGGUGACAUCAUCGAGGUCCUGGACUCUGCAGACCCCUCGUGGUGGAAGGGGAGUUUAUGGGGACGGGUCGGCUUGUUCCCAAGUAACUAUGUGUCGUCAAUCAACCGGUGACAUCCCACCAUACCCUGGAAGAUCGUCCUUUCCUUUUCCCUCCAUCAAGACAGCAGUCAAUAAAAUAUUUGCGCUUUAA